UCUUGAGUAUCAAAUUCAAAUGGGUCAUUGCUGCAGCAAGGGCGUUUCUGUCGUCAACAAUGACUCAGUCACGUCCGUUAACCAGUCAAAGCCACCGCCAACACCGCCUCCACCGGCCACACCUGGCUCCACCUCUUUCGCCGCAAGCCCCUUCCCAAUUCCCUUGCCGGCGGGAGUGGCGCCGUCUCCGUCCCCAGGGAGGACGCCGGGUAGGAAGUUCAAGUGGCCUUUGCCGCCUCCUUCGCCGGCUAAGCCGAUAAUGUCGGCUAUCAUGAAGCGACGUGCUUCGAAAGAAAAGCCGGUUGCUACAGAGGAAGGCGAGGGGCGGCUCGAUAAGAAUUUCGGUUACCCGAAAAACAUCCGGUCAAAGUUUGAGCUGGGGAAAGAAGUAGGACGAGGGCAUUUUGGUCAUACUUGUUGGGCCAAAGGGAAAAAAGGCGCUCUCAAAGGACAGUCUCUGGCGGUGAAGAUCAUUUCAAAAGAUAAGAUGGCAACAGCAAUAUCGGUUGAAGAUGUUAGACGAGAAGUGAAAAUAUUGAAAGCUUUAUCUUUACAUAAAAACAUGAUCAAAUUUCAUGGAGCAUUUGAGGAUGAUAAUAAUGUCUACAUAGUGAUGGAAUUGUGUGAAGGUGGAGAAUUGCUGGACCGAAUUUUAUCAAGAGGUGGCAGAUACACUGAGAAGGAUGCUAAAAAGAUUGUUGUGCAAAUAUUAAGUGUAGUUGCUUUCUGUCAUCUUCAAGGUGUUGUGCAUCGUGAUUUGAAACCAGAGAAUUUUCUUUUUACCACAAGAGAUGAGGAUGCUCCGCUGAAGAUUAUUGAUUUUGGUCUCUCUGAUUUUGUUAGGCCAGAUCAACCACUCAAUGAUAUAGUUGGCAGUGCGUAUUAUGUUGCACCUGAAGUUCUUCACAGAAUGUAUAGUGUUGAAGCCGAUAUGUGGAGUAUUGGUGUUAUAACAUAUAUAUUGUUGUGUGGAAGCAGACCUUUCUGGGCGCGUACUGAAUCUGGAAUCUUUCGUUCAGUGCUUCGAGUGGAUCCUAACUUUAGUGAUUCACCUUGGCCUGCUGUAUCACCAGAAGCCAAAGAUUUUGUGCAAAGGCUUCUGAGCAAGGAUCCCAGGAAAAGACUGACCGCGGCCCAAGGUCUAACUCAUCCCUGGUUGCGAGAUGAAAAUUGUGAUGUUCCUUUGGACAUUUUGAUAUACAAGUUAGUCAAGUCUUACCUUCGUGCCACACCUUUUAAACGUGCAGCAUUAAAGGCUCUUUCAAAAGCUUUAACAGAAGAUGAACUCAUAUAUCUUAGGGCACAGUUCAAGCUUUUGGAACCUGAAAAUGGUCGUGUCUCUCUUAGUAAUUUUAAAGCGGCUCUUAUGAGAAAUGUAACUGACGCCAUGAUGGAUUCAAGGGUUUUUGAAAUUUUAGAUUUGAUGGAUCCUCUUGCAUAUAAAGAAAUGGAAUUUGAAGAGUUCUGUGCUGGUGCCAUUAGUGUAUAUCAGCUUGAGGCUCAUGGGGAUUGGGACACAAUUGCUAGUAGAGCCUUUGAAUAUUUUGAACAGGAAGGAAAUCGACCCAUUUCCGUCGAGGAAUUGGCUCUGGAAAUGAAUGUGGCUUCUGCAGCUUAUUCUGUAUUGAACGACUGGAUCAGAAGCUCAGAUGGGAAGUUGAGUUUUGUUGGAUAUACCAAGUUUUUACAUGGCGUGACAAUACGGAAUAACAAUACAAGGCGCAGGCAACAAUGAUAGAAUUUAUUGCAGAAAGGAAUUUUCCAUUUUUUUGUUUACAUAUGAAUUCAGAUAAAGAAGCGUAUACAUGAAAUGUCUACCUGCUAAAUCAAUAUGCAGCAAUGUAAUCUUGAGUGCAUACAAUACAAGGUAGAAGAAUACAUUGAACUAAUAAUAAAAUGUAAUUCAAUCCAUUUUAAUGAAAACACCCAAUAUGGUGGUUGCGGUGGU
Mangifera indica (mango) is the source of this 1948-nucleotide messenger RNA. Its product is annotated as CDPK-related kinase 4. The transcript has 11 exons. The coding region runs from base 20 to 1735 and encodes 571 amino acids. Gene Ontology annotation, cellular component: cytoplasm; nucleus. Gene Ontology annotation, molecular function: calcium-dependent protein serine/threonine kinase activity; calmodulin binding; calcium/calmodulin-dependent protein kinase activity. Gene Ontology annotation, biological process: peptidyl-serine phosphorylation; protein autophosphorylation; intracellular signal transduction. Lineage: Eukaryota; Viridiplantae; Streptophyta; Magnoliopsida; Sapindales; Anacardiaceae. The record is from RefSeq and is a predicted model, not a curated record.